GCCCGGCCUGAGGGAAAGGCGGGUUCCUGGUCUUCCUGAGGGAAGAAGGAAAUUUCCCGUUUUCUGGAGGAAAAAGGAGAUUACUGGUUUUCUUGAGGGAAGGGCCGCUUUCUGAUUUUCCAGAGGGGAAGUGGAAAUUUUUGGGUUUGCUGAAGGAGAGGUCGUUUUCCGAAUUUCCUAAGGGAAAGGAGAAUUUCUGGGUUUCCUGGAGGAGAGGCUGGUUUCUGGUUUUUGUGAGGGAAAAGGAAGUUACUAAUUUUCCAGAGGAAAAAGGAAGUUUCAGGUUUUCCUGAGGGAGAGGGAAAUUUCUGGAUUUCCUGAGGGAACAGCUGGUUUCUGGUUUUCCUAAGAGGAAAAGGAAUUUUCUAGUUCUCCUCAGGGGAAAGGGAAUUUCUCUUUUUCCACAGGGAGAGUCUGGUUUCUAGUUUUCCUGAGGGAAAAUGGAAUUUCUCUUUUUUUUCUGAGGGAGAGACCGGUUCCUGGUUUUCCAGAUGGAAAAGGAAAAUUCUGUUUUUCCUGAGGGAGCAGCUAGUUUCUUGUUUUCCCAAGUGAAAAGGAAGUUUCUUGUUUUCCUGAGGGGAAAAGGAAAAUUCUGUUUUUCCUGAGGGAGAGGUCGGACCCUGGUUUUCCUAAGGGAAAGGCAAUUUCUUGUCUUCUGGAAGGAGAGACCAGUUCCUAGUUUUCCCAAGGGAAAAGGAAAUUUCUGGUUUUACUGAGGGAGAGGCUGGUUCCUGGUUUUCGGGAGGGAAAAGGAAAUUUCUGUUUUUCCCUGAGAGAGAGGCCGGUUCCUGGAUUUCCAAAGGGAAGAGGAAAUUUCUGGGUUUGCUGAAGGGGAGGCCAGUUUCUGGUUUUCUGGAGUGAAAAGGAAAUUUCUAGUUAUCCUGAGGGACAAGGAAAUUUCUCCUGAGGGAGAGGCCGGUUUGUAGAUUUGCUGACGGAAAAGGAAAUUUCUUGUUUUUCUGGAGGAGGAGGCCGGGUUCUGUUUUUCCUGAGGGAGAAGAUCUCUAGCCAUGGCGGAGGGGGAGAGGCCGAGGCCGCUCCUCCGGCUGGUGCAGGAGGGACGGCUGGACCUCCUCCGCGACGAGCUGCGGCCGGACGACGCGCUGGUCCCAGCAGUGCGGAGCCAGCGCUACGGGCGCUCGGGGGACACGCUGCUGCACCACGCUGCCCGAUACGGGCACCGGGACGUCCUCGCCUACCUGGUGGAGGUGCUGGGGAUGGACGUUGAGGCGUUCAAUAGCGACUACAAAAGACCCCUGCACGAAGCGGCCUCCAUGGGCCACGGGGAGUGUGUCUCCUACCUCCUGGAGAGAGGCGCAAGCGUAGACUGCUUGAAAAAGGCAGACUGGACUCCCCUAAUGAUGGCUUGCACCAGGCAGAACCUGGAGGUGAUCAAAGCUCUUGUGGAGCAUGGAGCCAACCCACUGCUGAAGAAUAAGGAUGGCUGGAAUUGCUUCCACAUCGCGAGCCGUGAGGGCCAUCCCCAGGUCCUCCGGUACCUGCUGGACAUGUCCCCGAGCAGCUGGGACACAGAGAGCACAAUUAAGAGAACGCCUCUGCACACAGCAGGUGCCAGUACAAACCUGACAGCAGAGACAAAUGUGGAGUCACUCCCUUUAUGGAUGCUAUCCAGAACGGGCACGUCAACAUUGCCCGGCUGCUCCUGGAAAAACACCAGGCCUGUCCUUCAGCUGUGGAUGUGCUGGGCGCUCAACCUCUGCACCGGGCAGCUGUCACGGCCCAGGAUGAAGCCAUCCAGUUCCUCGUCUCCAAGCUGGGUGUUGAUGUCAACGAGAGAGCAACGGCCCUCCAACUCACAGCACUGCACUACGCAGCCAAGGAAGGACACGCACAUACCAUCCAGACGCUGCUGUCCCUCGGCGCUGAUGUCCACGCAAAGGAUGGGAAGAGCCGUUCUGCCCUGCACGCAGCGUGCGCUGGGCAGCAGGCGGACGCCGCACGGAUCCUGCUCCGUGCCGGGCUGCAGGACGCCCCGGAUGGCACGGGCACACUGGCACGGCAGCUCGCGAGGAAGCCAGAUGUCAUCCAGGUUUUCCAGGAUACAAAUGUCAGCGCGUGAGACCAACUGGGAAAAAGAGAAACACGUUUCAUUUCAGCGUGAGGACAAGUGCGGGGAGUCUUCAAGCUGCAUCAACCUCUUACGUCCUUUUUGUGGCCCAAGCCUGCUCCCAAAGCCUGCUGAAAUCAGUAGUAAGACCUCAACCUUGCAACGACGUCAAGGGUCUUUGGAUCAGACUAAAAAAAGAGGCAAUAAAAAGACGCACGGAAACAAACUGGCUGUUGUUAAUGCAGAUGAUCAGGUACAAAAGGACGUUAGAGAAGGAACAUGGAUUCAGCUUUAUGCCUGCAAAAUUAGCCAGGGGAAGAAACCUUGCUGUCUGUCUUGCUGUUUUUGCUGUUGCUUACUCGCUGCAAGACGUCUCACAUGGAGAAACGGUGCGGGCGCCUGGUCCCCGGGGAGGAAGCCCAGGAGCUGGGCUCCGUGCCACGCGGCGCUGAAGGCAGUUUGGAGCGGAGCCCGGCAGCCGGCACACGGCUUCGGCGCUGUCCUGUUAUGCCACCUCUUCCACCCUUGGCACUGGCGCUUGCCGGGGGCCCUGCAAACACUCCUGGUCCUGCAGCCGCAGAGGAGAAGACCUAGUGCCUUCGUCUUGUAGGAUGUGGCUGAGAUACAGUCAUGGUAAGUAGAAGCGUCUGGGUAGGUAGGAAAUAAUGUUGCAACGCUGUCAGGGCUUGCUGGGAAACCUUACAGGAAGGGAAGGCAUUUUGUUUUUAAAUAAACCUGAUUUUGCUCUGGUGGUUGCACCAUCACACCCCCCCCCCCCCCCCCCCAAACUCAAAAGCACUGAGACAUGCAUGCCAGGUUUCCUUGCGAUGAUGCUGAGGACGAGGGACUGCAGCUAUUGUAUCCUCAUCCCAUCUCCUGGGCUUUUCUUGGGUUGGUGACCAUGUGUUGGUUUUGGAUGUGCCCUUUUGUACCUCUUAGGAGCUGGCGGUGAUUUUCACUCCGUCUUGUUCCCCUUCUCUGUGAGUUACAAGGAUUCACUCUCUGGCUGUUGUCUUUCAACCCUGGUGUCCCAACUAGCUGGUGGUAGAUGUGAGCCAACAGCUUGAGGACCUGCUGACCAUGGUGCAUUGCCACCAACUGUUUUGCUGUCUCUUCUCCUGCCUUCUGCUGCUCCCACAGCCAGACCUUCCUGCUCAACCUCUGUCCAGGCUGGUCUCAACGUUUCUACUGUGGGUAUGUCCAUAUGGACGUUGCUCCGGUCCUCCAAGCCAACCUGCAGCUGCCAGCGAGGCAGCCUGUCCCAUCCCAAGCUGCUUGUGUGUCGCUGACUUGUCCGACGGAGGUUCGUGGUGGUGGCUCGUGCAGAUCGAUGGUUGUCUGAUGCUCACGGAUGUUGGAGAGGAGGUAGAAAAGCUGUGCCUGCUGCUUGCGCGCCAGAAACCGAGUCUCGGUUAUUUCUUGUGCAUCGCUUGGUGCAGAAGAUUUGUCCCGGUUCUUGGACAGAUGACUUUACCGCCUCGCUGCCUGUCUUGCUGCUGGCGUUGCUCACUCCUCGCGUGCUCUCCCGCCGACUGCUCUGCACUGCCAAACCUUCACCAACACCCUGUAAAUGAAGAUUUUUUUAUUUUUUUUUUUUCCCCCCCUUACCUGGGUGUUGAACGAGCUUGGUGCAAGACACAGAGCCCAGCCGUGCCCGUACAGAGCAGGAAACAUACGGUCCGUUGAUGAGCAGCGUUCAGCCGUGGCACAUUGGGGCUGGCAGGUCCGAUCCCCCCGGGGCCGCGCAGCCACGUUCACCUCUCCAGGCUUUGCUCCUCCAAAUACUAAAGCCAUUUAAAAGGAGCCGCUCUGCUCCCCAUCUGAUCCACCGCGGCGGGGUUUCGGCCGCGUGAUGGAGCUUUGCCCAGUUCUUCCAUCGGCCCCGGCGCGCUGCCCUCGGCGUUGCACGUCCCCGGUAGAUACGGGGAACGCAGACGUACGAUCAAAUUAAGAUGUCUUAAGCCCUGCGGGUGUCUAAUCCGCGCCGGCGGCCCCGAGGCGCAUAAGCAGCUUUGCCACGCUGCUGCGUACAUGUUGCUUCCCCGGCUUGCUCCCCUUCCCCAGGAUGCUGAUCCAUGGGGCGUUAAAACCAGCACGCGGCCGGGAAAUUCCUGCCUCGCUUCAAGGAAGCGGUGGGCGGUGGAGACUGGGUAGCGGCAAGGAUUAAAAAAACCUCUUAUAUGCAAAAGAAGAAAAAAGCAAAAAGGAAAAAAAAAAAGCUCAAAUCUUCUCGAAAAGGCGCUGCCUCCUUUGCGUCGGUGCCGCGCUGCGGUUUUGCUGUGGAUGGGGGGGAUUUGCCGCACCAAGCGUGAUCCUGAAUGAGAGCCAAAACUCUUCUUCACGUGUUUUGGGGUGAAAAGGGGGAAAUGUGAGAGGUCCCGUAAUUAUUAUCGUUUGUUGCGAUAAUUAACAAAGCGCUGCUGUUAAAAGCGCUUCCCCGCGGUCCCCGGGAUGUGAUG
Molecule: messenger RNA, 4527 nt
Organism: Aquila chrysaetos chrysaetos
Lineage: Eukaryota; Metazoa; Chordata; Aves; Accipitriformes; Accipitridae
Gene: ANKRD16
Product: ankyrin repeat domain 16
Exons: 10
Coding region: 1011-2678 (555 amino acids)
Biological process (GO): protein ubiquitination; positive regulation of transcription by RNA polymerase II
Cellular component (GO): nucleus; cytoplasm
Molecular function (GO): protein binding; transcription cis-regulatory region binding; ubiquitin-protein transferase activity
Source: RefSeq, a predicted model, not a curated record